CUUGCCCACCCUCCGCGACCUUCGAGCUCUCAUCCUCUAGCGCGGUCAUAAUUCAGUCAGACAUUCCGGAUGUCAUCCCAUCACGACACGAGCUCUCUGAAGCCGCCGAAUUGUGCGAAACUACCGCACUGGCAUGGGUGCCAUCCGAUCAGCAGAUCCCGAUGUUGUUAUAGCGCCUCCUAAGGCGAUGUAUGGGAUACACCGCAACCAAGUCUUGCCCUAGUCGUCAUUCUCCACUUGAUCUACUUGCUGCUUUGUAUUCAACGAAGCUCGUCCGAAUCACGACGACACGCUGCGAUCUGCCCCGAGUGACACUGCAAACUUAGGUCGCGGACGCGUAGAGGUCUGAGUCUCAUAACUAAGAUCCGAUUGACGAUGGCUGAAGCCGCGCGAUAUGGUACAUGGCAUUCGCCCAUCGAGGCACAAGACGUCUGUCACAGACCUUCGUUUCCGGCAGACGAUGUGUUUGUCGACCCAACAACAGGAACCAUCUACCACACAGAAGCGAGACCAUCCGAGGGCGGACGCGAUGCCAUUGUCUUCACGGAGACUAAGCGUGAAGUGAUGCGCAAGACAUGGGAUGCGAGGAGUCGUGUACAUGAGAUUGGCGGUGCUCCUGCUUCGGCCUACAAUGGCAUUGUCUACUUCUCAAAUGCAUCAGACAAUCGGGUGUACGCCGUGGGCAGGUCGGAAGACCCGCAGCCAAUCACCCCUGUCAACGAGGCCCACAGAUUCGCGAAGUUCGCAAUCCACCCGAAGCAACCAAACCUCAUAGUCGCCAUCCUCGAAGACCACACCAAGCCCGCGCCCACGGACGUCGUCAACACCCUCUGCGUCAUCAACAGCUGGACACAGACCGUCACCACGCUCGUUUCAGGCGCAGACUUUUACUCCGGGCCCUGCUUCUCUCCUGACGGCACCCACCUCGCCUGGGAGCAAUGGUCCCACCCAGACAUGUCCUGGGAGGGCGGACAGAUCUACGUCGCUUCCGUCCACGCCUCCGACAGCGCACUCACACUCAGCGACACCGCGCACGUCGGCGGCGUCCCGCGCAACGUCAGCGCGACCUACCCGCUCUGGGCGUCAGAUGACGUGCUCAUCUACACAUGCGACGAAUCCGGCUACCAGAACCCCUGGAAGUACAUCGUCUCCACGCGCGCGGCCGCGCCCGUGCUUGACGAGUCCGUCGACGUCGACUUCAGCCUGCCGCGGUGGUGCCUCGGCUGGGAGUUCAGCGUGCCGCUCGACCUCGCCGCCGGCCGAGUGCUCUACGCCGCGGUGCGCGACGGGCGGAGCUACCUGUACGUGCUCAAUCUCGCGGACGGCGAGGCUGAGGAGCUCGAGUGCCCGUACGUCCACAUCCCCGUGGUCAAGCGCGUGCGCGACAAUGUCGUCGUCUUUCGCGCGCAGAGCGUUGACAGCCCUGAGGCGAUCGUCCUCUGCACGCUCGACGAGGACAUGAACCCGACGUUCAAGGAGCUCACGGGCGGCUUUGCGCUCCCCCUCGCGCCGUCGAUGAUAUCGAUCGCGAAGUCGAUCACGCUGAAAAACCCCGCUAACGACGGCCCGCUGCAUGUGCUGUACUACCCGCCGACAAACCCGAACUACAAGGGCCUUGGUGGCGAGAAGCCGCCGUGCAUCGUGAAUGCGCAUGGAGGACCGAAUAUCCAUGCCUCGCAGGGGUUCAGGUGGGAAGUGCAGUUCUUCACGAGUCGUGGCUUCGCAUGGGUGGACGUGAACUACAGCGGUAGUGCUGGCUUUGGUCGAGAAUACAUCGAGCGACUCAACGGCCAAUGGGGCGUGAUAGACGUCCAAGACUGCAUUCACGCCAUGAAGUCGCUCUCCGCCGCGCCGCACCCACUCAUCGACGCGCGGCGGAGCAUCAUCCGCGGGCGCUCCACGGGCGGGUACAUCGCGCUCGCCGCGUGCUGCCGCCCCGGCGAGCGCAGGACGUUCGUGGCCGCGACGUGCAUGCACGGUGCGGCGGACAUGCGCGCGCUCGCACGCGGCAUGCACAAGUUUCUGCUGCACCAAAUCCAGCGCCUCGUCGGCGGCUCGCCAGACGAGAUUCCUGAGGUGUAUAAGGAGCGCACGCCGCUGUAUAAUUUGGGGAACAUUGGCAAGCUGGGAUUCCCGCCCCUUCUAAUUAUGCAGGGCAGUGAAGACCCCAUGGCGCCUCCCUCACACGCGCAGGCCAUCGUCGAGGCCGUCAAGGCGCAGGGCGGUCGAGUAGAGUACAGGCUGUUCGAGGGCGAGGCACAUGGCUGGCGCAAGACCAAGACCAUGGAGUUGGCGAUCGAGCAGGAGCUUGCGUUCUACCAAGAAGUGCUGGGCUUGGGAGACAUCGACGAUGAGUUGGAGGAAGGGCUGCCCGUGUACAGUACUGGUGGCAAUGCCCUUGACUAGCCGUGCGAGAGAGAAUACUAGAGAGAAUACUUACCUGUACAUAUGUAAUGCGUGCAUGUUGUGAUCUGGAUCUCCUGUAAG
Messenger RNA from Rhodofomes roseus, 2487 nucleotides. Its product is annotated as Alpha/Beta hydrolase protein. The coding region runs from base 376 to 2406 and encodes 676 amino acids. Gene Ontology annotation, biological process: proteolysis. Lineage: Eukaryota; Fungi; Basidiomycota; Agaricomycetes; Polyporales; Fomitopsidaceae. The record is from RefSeq and is a predicted model, not a curated record. The transcript has 8 exons. Gene Ontology annotation, molecular function: serine-type peptidase activity.